This is a messenger RNA of Trichogramma pretiosum, 4943 nucleotides long. It is a transcript of the gene Raf, whose product is annotated as raf homolog serine/threonine-protein kinase phl. The record is from RefSeq and is a predicted model, not a curated record. Bases 836 to 3397 code for a protein of 853 amino acids. Gene Ontology annotation, molecular function: protein kinase activity; ATP binding. The transcript has 4 exons. Gene Ontology annotation, biological process: signal transduction; protein phosphorylation. NCBI's taxonomy places the organism in Eukaryota, Metazoa, Arthropoda, Insecta, Hymenoptera, Trichogrammatidae.
UCGGAUCUCGCGGAUAUACUUACAUAUAUACAGUGCGUUGUGUGUCGCGUAUACACAACCUCGAUUAUAACUGCGGCUGCAUACGUCGCUGCAUGACUAUGUAUCCUAUAUGUAGUCGUAGAAAAUAGAUACAUAAUAUCGUUUACCAAGUGUGGUAUUAUACACGCGGCGCACUUUUGACGUAUAAUACAUAUACCGAAUUAUCGUGUGUUUGUGUGUAUACAAGUUGUUAAGGCCGUUAUGCGCGUAAGUAUAUUCGACGAUGCAACGCCGGAAAUAAAAUAGACGAAAAAAAAAACAGAAAAAAAAAGUGUGCGAUGUGCUCUCAGCCGACUACUACCUAUACAUAAAAUAUAUACCUAUCGCUACUUUUUAUUGCUAUAUACUUCUCGUCAACUGCUGUGUAUAUAUACACACUGUACCGCUACUGCUGCUGCUGCUGUGCCGUGUGUGUUGGUGCCGUGCUGCGUCGAGACAACUCCGAAUUUUUCGUGCUACGCUUUCGCGUGUGCAUAUAUUUAAUUAUUAAACGUGUGUCUCUCGAGUAAGAGAAGAGAUCUUCGUUCGAUAUUAAAAGUAAACCAAGUUCCGUUCAGUGAAGCAUAUAACGUUAACAGCUCCUAUAGAUGUAACAGUGUAUACAUAUAUGCGUGCGAGUUGUGUAUAAACGAAUUUGCGUACGUGUGCGCGUGUAUAUAUAUAUAUAUAUAUAUCGAGGCAGCCAGCAGCAGCCGCCUCUGUGACUGUGCCGUGUGUGCGUGCGUGUGUGUGUAUAACACAUCCGGAGGGAAGAACGCGAAAUGCCGACCGCCUCAAAGUUUCUCAUUUUGCGACAAUGGCCGUGAUACGACAAGCCAGAAUUCCAUCCUUGAUAAAACCAAGCAUAGAGGAGCUUCCAUCGUGUGCCAUUAAGCAAAGAACAGACUCAACUUCAGGAGGACAGCAAGCGAAGAAAAAAGCUUGUCGAGUCCUACCUUGCGCCAUGAAUUCCAGGGAAAUGGAUCAGACUGACCUCAGCGAUUCUGAGGAUUGCCAAAGUAGUACAGAUCCGCUAAGUCCUCUAUUUAAUCAUAAUACCAUUUGCCCAAUAAGAUAUGAGCUGCGCAACAUUCAGAGUGUCAUACACGUCACAAGACAGAACAUCGAUGCCCUGAACAGUCGAUUUGCCACCUUUCAAGAUCCACCGGCCAUCUACUUGACGGAGUACCAGGAGCUAACGUCCAAGCUCCACGAGCUGGAAGCCAAGGAGCAGCUGCUGAAUGAUCUGCUGACCAUAGCCGAGGCAGAGGCCAAUGCUGCCAAUACCGAGAUCUCGACGUCGGACUCGUUGUCGAGUAUGAGCAGCAGCGGGCCUAGGCAACAGUCCACUGGCCAGCCGAUCACUCAACAGCAGCAGCAGCAGCAACAGCAACAGCAACAGCCACAGCGCGGCAACAGUCCGAGGACGCCGCUCAAGUCGGUGCUGCGCUGCCAACUGCCGAACCAGCAGCGCACGAGCGUGCAGGUACGCGAGGGUCUGUCGCUCCGAGACGCACUAGCCAAGGCGAUGAAGCUGCGCAACCUCACGACCGAGAUGUGCGUCUGCUACAUCUACAUAACCAGCGAGGACAAGUACAAGAUACCCUGGGACACGGUGAUCACGUCGCUCGACUGCGACGAGAUCUCGGUGGAGAUACUCGACAAGUUCCCCAUCGCCACCAGCAUCUCGCACAACUUCGUGAGGAAGACGUUCUUCUCGCUUGCCUUCUGCGAGUGCUGCCACAAGCUGCUCUUUCAGGGCUUCUACUGUCGCACCUGCAACUAUCGCUUCCAUCAGCGCUGCGCCAACGGCGUGCCGGCCCUCUGCCAUCAGGUGCGCAUGCAGGACGCCUACUAUCAGACGCUGCUGGCGCACAAUCCCAACGCCGGCAUUCUCCAGCUGCCCGUCUACAACGAGACCUAUUCGAGUAUCGCGCCGACAUUGAGCAGCACGAGUUCGCGCGGACGACAUCCGCGCACGUUGAACCAGCAGGACCGAUCGAGCUCGGCGCCCAACGUCUGCUUCAAUCUGGUGAAGCCUCUGGGCCCCGUGGGCACGGACGCCGCCACCGCCCACCUGCAGUCGGAUUACACCCGAUCGCAGAGCCUAACCAGGUCGGCGGCCAGCAACGGAGCCAGCACGCCCCUCAACAGUCUGAGCAGCGGUGGUACAGGGUCUGGCUCUCACCAUCACCACCAUCAUCAUCACAGCGGCGGCAGCGGCGCGGGAACGACGAUGACGACAGGGUCGACGGUCGCGCAGUCGCCCCUGUCGCCGGCCAGCAGUCCGACCAAGCACAGCCAGUCGACCCAGGCGAGCCCGACGAACACGCUGCGACCGAAGCGGCCGCGGGCCCGCUCCGCGGACGAGAGCUCGAAGAAUCUCCUGGGCCCGCGCGAGUCCAUCGAGGACUGGGAGAUACCCGCGGACGAGAUCCUCGUGGGGCCGCGAAUCGGCUCGGGCUCCUUCGGUACGGUCUACAAGGCGCACUGGCACGGCCCCGUGGCCGUGAAGACGCUCAACGUCAAGAUACCCACCCAGGCGCAGCUGCAGGCCUUCAAGAACGAGGUGGCGGUGCUGCGCAAGACGCGCCACGUCAACAUACUCCUGUUCAUGGGCUGCGUGAGCAAGCCCCAACUGGCCAUCGUGACGCAGUGGUGCGAGGGCUCGUCCCUCUAUAAGCACUUGCACGUGUUCGAGUCCAAGUUCCAGCUGCUGACGCUCAUCGAGAUCGGCCGGCAGACGGCCCAGGGCAUGGACUAUCUGCACGCCAAGAACAUCAUUCAUCGCGACCUCAAGAGCAACAACAUCUUCCUGCACGACGAUCUCACGGUGAAGAUCGGCGACUUCGGCCUGGCCACGGCCAAGACGCGCUGGGCCGGCUCGCUGCAGUGCCAUCAGCCGUCCGGCUCGAUACUCUGGAUGGCGCCCGAGGUCAUCCGAAUGCAGGACGAGAAUCCCUACACCUUCCAGUCGGACGUGUACGCGUUCGGCGUCGUGCUGUACGAGCUGCUGGCCGGCCAGCUGCCCUACUCCAACAUCAACAACAAGGACCAGAUCCUGUUCAUGGUCGGCCGCGGCUAUCUGCGCCCGGACCUCAGCAAGCUGCGCUCGGAGACGCCCAAGGCGCUGCGCCGCCUCACCGAGGACUGCAUCAAGUACGCCCGCGAGGAGCGGCCGCUCUUUAGGCAGAUCCUGACGAAUCUCGAGAGCCUGCUGCGCGGCCUGCCCAAGAUCACGCGCUCGGCCUCGGAGCCGAAUCUCAAUCGUACCCAGCUGCAGAACGACGACUUUCUGUUCACGUGCGCCUCGCCCAAGACUCCGGUAAACUUUCAGUUCGGCGCGUUUCCCUUCUAUCCGAGCGGCGGGAACAUUUGAGUGCCAGCCAGGAGGCGCAGCGCCGUCGAAGAUCUGGCUCGCCUCAACGCCGAGAACGACAUGUGCGACAUGUUUCUGAAGCUGCUGUGCCGCGCGAGGUACGAUCGCUGCGGCAGGCAAGCUUAGGUACGCGAUUUAAUAAUUGACGAUGGAUUAUAAAUGGAUGGGACUGUGACGAGUGCGCGCCAUAUCGAUCCAGUUUUUUUUUUUUUUUUUUCAUGGCUGUACGCGCGAUCCGCGUUGACGAGGCUUGGCAGCGAAGAGAUGGAAAAUGAGCGACGUUAAAGUUGUACGCGCGUGGCGUACCUUGUCCAUAUUACUGUAUACAUUAUUAUACUUAAAACGUAUAUCGUGUAAAAACGAUCGUUGCGAUUCAACGAUUGCGCGUACAAUGUGAAAAUUCGAAUGCACGGCGUGUGAAUGAAAAAAACAAAUUGUUCAAUUUUCAUCAAGUGCUUGUGAUAUAUUAACAAAAUAUGUUUGAUCGAAUUUGGCUUCGAGUCUUUCAUGAACUACGACUGUUCAUUGUAAAUAUGUAUUGACUUGUAUGCUUCGUUGUCUGCCUGUGCACAUUUGUACACUCUUCCUCUUACUAUACUUACGAUAUGUAAAAAGAACACUGACUAUUAUUUGCGCAUUAUGUUCAGGGACAUUAUCAAGUGGAGAAUACAUUUUAAGAUAAAAUAUUCAUUGCUCCGUGCAAAAGUAAAGAAUAAAAACAUUACAAUCUUGAAAUGUGAUACGUAUUAUAUAGUAUUGUAUAUAAAUGAACUGAUCAAUGAUAUAUUGUAUUAUUUUUCUUAAUGUGUGCAAAGAAAAAGUGAACGGUCCUAGAAAGAUUUCAUUUUUCUACUAAAUGGUUACGAUUUUUUUUUAUUAUAAUUGUAAUUGUGCAGAAUACCGCUCCACGAAUAAAUUAAAUACGAUGAAGUCGUAAAAAUAAUUAAUGCUUCGAAACGAGAGCCAAUUUUUAAUUUGUUCCUCAAAAACUUAUACAUUCUGCGCAUUGCGUUUGACGUACGAAAAAUUUACAGUUAAUGUUUUGUAAAAAGUUAACAGUCAUUUUUGUCCUGGAAAUACGAACGAACUUGAGCAUUAACGACAACAUUAUCAUAUAUUUUUUUAAAUCGAUAGUAAAAAUUAUACUAUUAAACAUAUUUCUAACUUGAAAAAAAAAAAAAUGAAAAUAGUUAUGAUAAGAUGAAAAAAAAAGGAUGAGGAGUUUUCUCCAUUAACCGUUGCAUCAUAAACUAAUUAUAUGUCGUCACACAUCACAUAAAACUAAUGUAUCCUUGAAAAGGAUGUAAAUAUCGAUGAUUUAAAUUCAAAGAAACGUUUUUGAAUUAUAGAAUGCCAGUGGAUACAGAUAUUGAUUAUAGCAUUUAUAGAAAUCUUAGUGAGUGACCGAGCGAUCGGGAGAGAAAUUGCAAAAACAAAAGUAUGUCUUUGGCAGGUAUGAAUUUUGUAUUUUCACUAAAAGAUGAAGAACGUUAUUGCUAUCUAUAUAUAUUAAUUAUACAAUUUUUUUUAAAUAAAAUGAAAUAAA